Messenger RNA from Epinephelus lanceolatus (giant grouper), 1443 nucleotides. RefSeq names its product parapinopsin. The record is from RefSeq and is a predicted model, not a curated record. Gene Ontology annotation, biological process: visual perception; G protein-coupled receptor signaling pathway. Gene Ontology annotation, molecular function: G protein-coupled receptor activity. Gene Ontology annotation, cellular component: membrane. NCBI's taxonomy places the organism in Eukaryota, Metazoa, Chordata, Actinopteri, Perciformes, Serranidae.
AUGGACAGCAACAGCACGCAGUGGAGCUACGGCUCACUUCCUCCAUCCAUUCACGCCGAGGUGGUGACUGCUACACCCACCAUCUUCCCCCGUUUGGGCUACAGCAUAAUUUCUUUCCUCAUGUUCAUCAACACGGUGUUAACGGUUUUUAACAAUAGUCUCGUCAUCACCGUGAUGCUGAGGAAUCCGUCUCUUCUCCAGCCAAUGACCAUUUUCAUCCUCAGCCUUGCGGUGUCCGACCUCAUGAUAGGCCUGUGCGGCUCACUGAUCGUCACUAUCACUAACCAGCAAGGCUCUUUCUUUAUUGGCCACAUUGCCUGCGUGUUUCAAGGAUUUGCAGUCAAUUAUUUUGGUCUGGUGUCUCUCUGCACUCUGACCCUGCUCGCCUAUGAGCGUUACAAUGUGGUGUGUAAACCCAGAGCUGGUCUGAAGCUGAGCAUGCGGAGGAGCAUCAUCGGGCUGCUAUUUGUCUACAUCUACUGCUUGUUUUGGGCGGUGGCACCAUUAUUUGGCUGGAGCUCCUACGGACCUGAGGGGAUCCAGACCUCCUGCUCUCUGGCCUGGGAGGAGAGAUCGUGGAGCAACUACAGCUACCUCAUCCUCUACACGAUCCUCUGCUUCAUCAUCCCUGUUAUAGUCAUCAUCUACUGCUACUGCAGAGUGCUCAAAUCCAUGAAGAAGCUGAACAAGAGUGUGGAGCUCCAGGGUGGGUGUUCCAGUCAGAAGGAGAAUGAUCAUGCCAUCAACAUGGUCCUGGCCAUGAUCAUAACUUUCUUUGUAUGCUGGCUGCCCUACACGGCGUUGUCAGUGGUGGUAGUCGUGGAUCCUGAGCUCUACAUCCCUCCACUGGUUGCCACUAUGCCCAUGUACUUUGCCAAGACCAGCCCUGUCUAUAACCCCAUCAUCUACUUCCUUUCGAACAAGCAGUUCCGUGACGCCGCUCUGGAGGUGCUGUCUUGUGGCCGCUACAUCCCCCGCGCGCCCACCGCUGUCAGCAUCAACAUGCGCUCCUUGAACAAGAGGAGCAGGCUGACUUCCUUCAGCAGAAACGUCAACUCUCACAGCAAGGUGUUGCCUCUGUGACUCCUGCCAGUGAAAACAAGGAGCUGUCAUGGUUGUCAAUGUUUAUUGGUGCCUCGUCAAGGACGCAGACCUGCACAUAUACAGGCCCAUGUCUCUCAGAGAGAUAUGUGUAGCCCAGUGGGAACAGAAUUGGCUCAGAGACUGAUGGCUGACAUGGAGGAGGUGGACAAAAAAACUCAUGAAACACAGUGAUACGAUACAAUCCACUCUCCCUGAAAAUGUGCUUCUUUUGUUAACUUUCUCAGAGAUGAAUUGAUUCAUCUGACACUAGUUUGUUUGGGCAUUAUAUUGAAUUGCAUUAUUAUUAUUACAGUGUGUUUCUGUAGUUACUGUCCAUCCAAUCUGUCUAGAAAAAUAAGA